AUGCGUACCUCGUUCACCAUUUUCGCUGCCAUUAGCGGCCUCUCUUCCCUGGCCUCCGCCGUCGGCAACGCUGUCGUCGUCAACACAUGCUCAUUCCCCGUCUACCUCUGGUCCGUAGACUCUGUCGUGAGCCAGCAAUACACUCUUGAGCCAGGCGACAACUACUCCGAAACCCUGCACAGUGAUCCCACAACGGGCGGUGUAGCCAUCAAGAUCACCACCGUUGAGAACGGCCUCUACAACGCCUCCCCUCAAACCGACUAUGCCUACUCCUUGACCAACGGCGAGACCUGGUACGACCUUUCUGAUGUCUUUGGAGAUCCAUUCUCUGGCAACUCACUCACGAUCACUCCCUCGGAUACUUCUUGCGGCUCUGUUGACUGGCCCAGUGGAACACCACCUGCUGGUAGCCAAGUCAAUGUGUGCCAAGCAAACUCCGAUAUCACUUUGACCCUUUGCUAA
Talaromyces amestolkiae is the source of this 462-nucleotide messenger RNA. RefSeq lists its product as uncharacterized. NCBI's taxonomy places the organism in Eukaryota, Fungi, Ascomycota, Eurotiomycetes, Eurotiales, Trichocomaceae. The coding region runs from base 1 to 462 and encodes 153 amino acids. The transcript has a single exon. The record is from RefSeq and is a predicted model, not a curated record.